Molecule: messenger RNA, 2339 nt
Organism: Prosopis cineraria
Lineage: Eukaryota; Viridiplantae; Streptophyta; Magnoliopsida; Fabales; Fabaceae
Product: calcium-dependent protein kinase 26-like
Biological process (GO): intracellular signal transduction; protein autophosphorylation; peptidyl-serine phosphorylation
Cellular component (GO): cytoplasm; nucleus
Molecular function (GO): calcium-dependent protein serine/threonine kinase activity; ATP binding; calcium/calmodulin-dependent protein kinase activity
Source: RefSeq, a predicted model, not a curated record
UCAUUCUGGAGAGGAAGAUUAAGGAUCGUAAAAUCGUUCUUAAAAUCCAGAGAUUUGUCAAGAUUUCUCCUGUCAGUUGGCUUUUUUCGUUUUCAUUUUUCUGUUUCUCGUUUGGGUUUCAUUUUCCUUAUCCUCUCCUUCAUUCCCCCAUCGCAACUUUCAGCUUCAAUCACCUGAAAGUUUCUUCCUUUACGCCUUCAAAUCCUGCAUUCGUUGCAUCUUUUGGUGGAGUUAUAAUCAGAAUAGAUUGGGCAUUUUGGGGGAUCACCUUCGUGUUUCCCUGGCCCACGAAAUAUUCCCAUUGCAAUGUUCGAGUAUUCCUCGGAAACAUCAAAAUGUGCGGGAAAGACUAUUUAAAACACGUAACAGGUGAGUAGCGUGACAUGGGAAACAACUGUGUCUGUUUUGGAUCGAGAACUUCAAAGGACAAAGAAGUUCCUAAGGAUUCGAAUUCAAGUGGGUGUUGUACUCUAUUCUCAAAUUUUAUACUUUGCAAUGACCGCAAAGCAAAUGAGAAUGCAGCACCAAGUAACAAUGAGCCAAAUGCCUCAAACACGGUCGUUGACAAGCCCCCAGAGGUAGUCAAAAUCGCAAAGGACGAGCCAAAAUCAGUACUUGACAACGCCACCAAAAAGGACCAAGUCCCAGACUCCAAAAAAUCUUCAGAACCCAUAAGGCAUGUGGAGGAGUCGAGGGUGGCAGCACCAUCAACUACAGGAACAACACGGAAAGCAGAAUCUUCGGGACCAAAGAAGCCGUACAAUGUGAAGAGGCAAGCAGCGGCGGGGCUUAAAGCAGAGUCCGUGUUGCAGACGAAAACAGGGAAUCUGAAGGAGUUCUACACUUUGGGGAGGAAGCUUGGGAAUGGGCAAUUCGGGACUACAUUCCAUUGUGUGGAAAAGGACACGGGGAAAGAGUAUGCCUGCAAGUCAAUAGCCAAGAGGAAAUUGAUCACAGAGGAAGAUGUGGAGGAUGUGAGGAGGGAGAUUCGGAUAAUGCAUCACUUGGCAGGGUGUCCUGAUGUGAUUUCCAUAAAAGGGGCUUAUGAGGAUGCCGUGGCUGUUCAUGUUGUGAUGGAGCUUUGUGCAGGUGGUGAAUUGUUUGAUAGGAUUGUGCAGAGAGGGCAUUACACUGAGAGAAAAGCAGCUCAAAUAGCCAGGACUGUAGUCGGUGUCAUUGAAGCUUGUCACUCCCUUGGAGUAAUGCACCGUGAUCUUAAGCCCGAGAACUUUCUAUUCGUUAAUGAGCAGGAGGAUUCUCCCCUUAAGGCUAUCGAUUUUGGCUUGUCUGCUUUCUUCAAACCAGGGGAUAUAUUUAAUGACGUGGUCGGAAGCCCAUACUACGUUGCGCCAGAAGUCCUGAAGAAGCGCUAUGGUCCAGAAGCUGAUGUGUGGAGUGCUGGUGUGAUCAUAUUCAUUCUGUUAAGCGGGGUGCCUCCGUUUUGGGCUGAAACGGAGCAAGAGAUAUUUAAGGAGGUAUUGCACGGUGAACUUGAUUUCAAGUCAGAACCCUGGCCUAGUAUUUCUGAAUGUGCAAAGGACUUGGUCAGGAAGAUGCUAAAUAGAGAUCCUAGCAAGAGAUUAACAGCCCAUGAAGUUCUUUGUCAUCCUUGGAUUCGAGUCGAUGGAUCAGCUCCUGAUAAGCCUCUUGACCCUGCAGUUCUGACUCGCCUGAAGCAGUUUUCUGCAAUGGACAAGCUCAAAAAAAUGGCUCUUAGAGUUAUUGCACAGAACCUGUCCGAAGAAGAAAUUGCAGGGUUGAAAGAAAUGUUUAAGAUGAUAGACACGGACAAUAGUGGCCAGAUUACUUUUGAAGAACUCAAGGCUGGAUUGAAAGCCUUUGGAGCUAACAUUGAUGAAACCGAGAUUCACAAUCUAAUGCAAGCAGCAGACGUUGACAACAGUGGCACAAUAGACUACGCGGAAUUUAUAGCAGCAACCUUGAAUAAAAACAAAGCUCAGAAAGAAGAUAACUUGGUCGCUGCUUUCCAUUAUUUUGACAAAGACGGAAGCGGCUACAUCACUCAAGACGAGCUUCAACAAGUCUGUGAAGAACUCGGUCUGGAAAAUGAUCGCUUGGAGGAGAUGAUGCGUGAGGCUGAUCAAGAUAAUGAUGGCCGAAUAGACUACGAUGAAUUUGUGGCGAUGAUGCAGAGAGGCAAUGCAGAUAUGGGCCGGAAGGGUGUAAGGGGGAAAAACAGUAUUAGCAUCGCAGGCAGAGAGCCAUUAUCAGUAUGUUAAGACAUUCAGAGAACAACACUCUUCUUUUUCUUUUCUUUUCUUUUCACGGGGCUUUGCCCUUGAAUGUAGAUUAUGAAAGGAAAGACAAUUCUUUUACUA